AUGAUUUUACUUGAUUUGAUUGGACCAAACGACAUUCCGGCCAAGAAUCGGGAUAAAAGUUCCCCCACCAAAGUCCGCGUUCAAUACAAACAAAAUGAUCCCACACAAGAGGAAACUCUCACAAAUCUCAGAAAACAAAGAUUUAGCAUGAUACCAAGUUUCUUGCAAUCUGCUGCGUCAAGUGAAAAAAUGCGACAUCUAGAUAGUACGAGCCUGGACUUGGAUGAUCAUGAAGAUCUGAGGGCUGGUACCAGGAAAAUCAAAAGUGUGUCUAACAAUUCUGAUACCGACGAAGAAUCAUCUGCUGCAAAACGAGAUGAAGUUCAAGAGAUCCGCAAUCGUUCUCGUAACGCGGAUCGCCAUGUCCAACUUUGGCGCUCGGCUCUACUAUCUCUGAUUUCAGUGAUCGGGACGGCAGUGUGUGGACUCACAUUCCACUUUUUGCACCUGGAGGAACAAAAGGCUUUGAACCUCGCGUACGAUCAGUUCUCUGAAGCCCUCGCUGAGACCGCCAUUCGGCAGCAGCAAGACAUUAGCGAGGGCUUCCGUACCUUUGCCACAAUCAUCUCUGACUACGCUGCUGCAACCAACCAGACUUGGCCCUUCGUGCAUCUCCCGAAGUUUGGGGCCUAUGCCGAGCACAUAUUGAAGAUUUCUGGAGCAGAAGCCACUGUUUUGUUCCCCCUCGUGACAAAAGAAAACAAACAAACCUAUUUGAAGUAUGCCGACAACAACUACGAACAGAUUGUCUACGAAGCACACAUGAUCGAAAAUGGCAAUCUGGACGAUUUGAACCCAGUCGGAUACAAAUCGUUUUUCACUGUGGGUUCAAAAACAGGAUUUGUUGAAGAUAUUGAUCGCGAAGUUUAUUUUCCCUUGGGGCACUUUUCGCCACCCAUGUUCUCGUACGGAGCCUUCAAUUGGAAUGUGGCCAGUGUUCCUGACUACGCAAAUAUCGUGGAGGCUAUCAAAGUAUUGAAACAUACUGAGCCCUUGAUAUCAAAAGUUCGACCUUAUGCAACCGCAGAGCUAACAUUGUCCAAUGAAGAACAUGCUGCCAUGCACAGUGAGAUUGAAGGAUCUUCGACAGAAUUUCCUCAUAGCUUUGUAUUCACUCCAGUGUAUUUGGAUUCGGAAGACACAGACAGUCCAAUUGUUGCUGUCAUUGGCUCACCAAUGGCUUGGGAUUUCUCUUUCCAGAAUCUUCUACCAGAAAGUGUGAUUGGGAUCCAUGCAAUCCUGAAGAAUAGCUGCGGUCAGAGCUUUAACUACGAAAUAAAUGGCCCGGAUGCUUUCUAUCUCGGAGAAGGGGAUAUGCAGCACGCCGGGCUCGUUGAACACGAGCGCUUUGUGAACCUUGCCCUUCACACUCAUCCCGAUUUUGAAGCCAUACAAGGACACUGCAUGUACUCGAUGCACUUGUAUCCCGACAACAAGUUUGCAAACUUGUAUCUGACACCGGUGCCACUUUUGUACACUGUUUGCAUCGCCGGGUCCUUUGCCUUUAUGAUUGCAGUGUUCUUCGUGUACAAUUCGUUUGUCCACAAGCGAAACGAAACUCUGGUAGCGAAUGCAGCGAGAUCAAAUGCUGUCAUCACUUCUCUUUUCCCUGACAACAUUCGCAACAAGAUCAUUGGCGACGAAAGCUACAGGAAGAACCCACGAAACUUCCACGAGCUCCUUGAUCCAACGAGUGAUCCACUUACUGACUUGUCGCGACCACCGCUUGCCGACUAUUUUGCGACCACGACUGUCAUGUUCGCUGAUAUCUGUGGCUUCACUGCGUGGUCAUCUGUGAGGGAACCAUCGCAAGUAUUCACUUUACUGGAGACUGUCUAUGGUGAAUUUGACCGCCUCACCAAACACAGCAAGGUUUUCAAGGUGGAGACCGUCGGUGAUUGCUAUGUUGCUGCGACCGGAAUUCCAACAUAUCGCAAAGAUCACGCUGUGCUGAUGGUAAAGUACGCCCACAAGAUAUCUUGUGCCAUGAAGCAUAUGGCACAAACGUUGGAAACCAAACUUGGACCCGACACUGCAGACCUGUUGCUUCGAAUUGGUAUCCACUCAGGACCUGUUACCGCAGGUGUCAUUCGAGGAGAGAAGGCGAGAUUCCAAUUGUUCGGGGACACAAUGAACGUGGCAGCUCGAGUUGAAAGCACGGGUGCUGCAGGUCGAAUCCAUGUUUCAUUGGACACGGCGGAUCAUCUACGAAAGUGUCAAAAGGGUCAUUGGCUAGUCAAACGCGAGGGAACAAUCAUCGCAAAGGGAAAGGGUGAUCUCCAAACGUAUUGGAUUGGUCAAAGUGCAAGGAACUCUACCGGGACCGGCUCCGACACCGUGUCUACUUCGGAUAGAAGCAACACCAGUUUCGAAGAAUCGUUCCAUGCAACAUUUGGAAACCAGCCUGAUGAUACUUGCGAUCGCGAAGAUAGGCUAGUCGAUUGGAAUGUGACUGUAUUCACUGACAUUCUCAAGCAGAUUGUUGCAAGAAGGAAUGCCUAUGCUGCUGCUAAGAAAGAUUCGAACGACCUGUCGGCUGUGGAUCUCGGAAUUGUUGAAGAUAUGAAGAAGGACGACUUCAAGCCACUUCACGAUGUCCGAGAAACUAUUUGGCUUCCGGAAUUCGACCAAGCAGUCGAAGACUCGCAGGAAGAUGCACAUACAAUCGACAUCCCAACCAGUGUCUCAACCCAGUUGCGCGAUUUCAUCAGUACAAUUGCUAGUCUGUACAGAUGCAAUUCCUUCCACAACUUCGAGCAUGCAAGUCACGUUACUAUGAGCGUCAUCAAGUUGCUAUCGAGAAUCAUAGCUCCGACCGACUUUGAAAUGAUGGAAAACGAGAACGAAUCUGACGAUGAUUCCUUCCACGUGAAAGCAAACCUGCAUGAUCAUACUUACGGCAUUACAUCGGAUCCUUUGACUCAAUUUGCCUGUGCAUUUGCUGCUUUGAUCCAUGAUGUAGAUCACGAAGGCGUAACCAAUGCUCAGCUGGUGAAAGAAGGAGCCGUCGUCGCGGCCAAGUACGAGAAUCGUAGUGUGGCCGAACAGAACAGCUUUGUGCUUUCCUGGAAUCUUUUCAUGAGCGACCGUUUUGCAACCCUUCGAGAGCACCUUUGUGCCACUCCAGCUGAAAUUAUCCGAUUCCGAGAGUUGGCAGUGAACGCAGUCAUGGCAACAGACAUCGUGGACAAGGACUUGAAGAACUUGCGAAACAAUCGAUGGGACAAGGCAUUCAAGAAUCAAGGUAACAUCGAGGAACUUGACAAUGAGAGCCGUGAGAGUAUCAAUCGGAAGGCAACGAUUGUGAUUGAGCACUUGAUUCAAGCAUCAGAUGUCAGUCAUACGAUGCAGCAUUGGCAUGUUUACCGAAAGUGGAACGAGCGUCUGUUUCAUGAGAUGCAUGCGGCGUACGUCCAGGGUCGAAGCGACUCGGAUCCUGCUUUGACAUGGUACAAGGGCGAGAUGGGCUUUUUCGACUUUUACAUCAUCCCAUUGGCAAAGAAGCUGGAGAGCUGUGGCGUAUUUGGAAAGUCUAGCGACGAGUUUCUGAACUAUGCCAGAAGCAAUCGCGAAGAAUGGGAAAUUCGUGGAGAGGAGAUUGUGGCAGAGAUGGUGGCAAGCCUGAAGAAGCGUCCUGCAACGAACUCCAGCGUGUGA
Cylindrotheca closterium is the source of this 3657-nucleotide messenger RNA. NCBI's taxonomy places the organism in Eukaryota, Bacillariophyta, Bacillariophyceae, Bacillariales, Bacillariaceae. The record is from the annotation of a GenBank genome assembly.